AUGGUUCGCUAUGGUGGUCCACGGUUUGAAUUCUUCUUCACGCACCAAUUCCUUAACAACGAGCAGACUAUUCGUAAGGAGGAUGCGCAGCGUGUAGCGGCUAUUUUGCGCAGACGUGAACGGGUGAGGGCCGCAGAGGCCGCACGCGAAGAAGAGGCCAAACAGCAACAGUUAUCAGCGGAAGUAGAAGGAGAAGUGCCCUCCAAAUCUGUAGUGGAACCAACAGAACAACAACAACAACAAUCCCGCAGAGAAGUGACCGGCAAGUCCCUCACAGCUCUGCAGAAACGCGGACUGGCGGGAACGGCGGGAUGUGUGAUGUUCCCAACAGCGCGGGGCAUUCCAAUGCCGGAGGGACGCGGCGGGGCGCCGUACACACCGGGACUCGAUCGGCACCGCAUCGUUCCCACACAACUACAACGAACAUCACAACGCAGUCGAGCAGCCGCGGGUGCGUGUUGUCCAUGCGCCGCACUGCCGUCUGUGGAAACGACGGAGAGGAGAAAUGCGCAGCAGCGAGGCGAGGAGCCGAGCGGAACUCCAGCAGAAACAGCGACAAGUGUCGAAGAACGCGAAGAUGCGGCGUGGGUUGAGGAGCGCUCCCCGUCGGUCUUCUCACACACUUCCUCCAACGCCCCUAUUAGGGCAUUGGGGACACAACACAUGAAUACAAUAAGCACAAAGAAAGAAGUACAAGAUCAUCUCAGACGCUAUGGAGGAUCUAUGGUACCACCCAAGCGAGGAAGUAGAACCGCUACACCUUUUGAUGAUAUGACUCUUCCAGAGUUAACUACCCGUUUGGUUCGCAUGCAACAAAUUCUCCACUAG
Molecule: messenger RNA, 828 nt
Organism: Trypanosoma theileri
Lineage: Eukaryota; Euglenozoa; Kinetoplastea; Trypanosomatida; Trypanosomatidae
Exons: 1
Coding region: 1-828 (275 amino acids)
Source: RefSeq, a predicted model, not a curated record